CAGAAAACAAAAAGAUAGACAGGUGGCGUGGCGAUGCUUUCGUGUUCCAGCGAGGAAGAAGAUUCGUAACGCUCUGUGAAGAUCGCAGCGCCAAAAUCUUCGCCAAGGGUUUAACUGUAACUCUCCGUUAAGCUUUUCACUCUUCAGUGACUCCUCGCUGCGCUACACUCUUCUCUUUCUCCUCCUUCCGCUUUUCGCUUUCCGUUUCACUCCUUCCUCUCUUUCGCGUCACAAGUGUUUAGAACUUAGAAGGCCUUGGGAUGAAGAGGGGUAGGGCUUCAUCUUCAGAUGAUGAGUCUGGGACUGAGGCUGAGGAACAAUCACUCUCUGUGUCUGAUUAUGACCUUGUAGACGAUGACGACACGCCUGUAUCUUUUGCUGCGUUGCCAAUUCAAUGGAGUGAUUCUGAGAACUCUGAUGAUGCCAGCACAGGGAAGGUGUUCCUUCAGGGGCUUGUCGAUGACGGGCUGCGGAAGUUUUUCACGCAAGUCACGGCGUGGAGAUUUGAUCUUUCCUGUACAAGACCCGAGAUAUUCUUGUUAUCGAAGGAUGGAAAGUGGAUCGAGCUUCAAAAGCCCAGGAAGAUAUUUCAGGAUACUAUAAGGACCAUUAUGAUCACCAUUCACUUCCUGCAUCGUGUCAAGAGAAAAUGUCAAAUGUCUGCGGCAUCUGUUUGGCAAGACUUGUGUAAGGAUAAGGAGUUGAGCUCUUAUGGGGUUAAGCCUUCACAAAAAGAUUUAUUGGACCAUUUGCCUUUGAUUCGUGAAGCUUCCAAAAGGGAUGCUGUCUUAGCUAAAUCCAAGUUCUUGCUCAUGGUUUUGGAGAAACCGAAGAGUCAAAAACUUAUUGAUAAGGAAGUUAAUGAUGUGACACGACCUGAACUUACAGUUGUUGGAAUUGACAGAGAUAUGAUAGAUGAAUAUAAUGAAGAGUUAGAAGAAAAGGAUGAUUUGGAUGUUUGUGCAAUUUGUGACAAUGGUGGUAAUGUUACGUGUUGUGAUGGAGUAUGCAUGAGGUCAUUUCAUGCAACUGUGGAGGCUGGUAGAGAAAAUAAUUGUGUUUCUCUUGGUUUUACCCAGAAAGAAGUUGAUGACAUCCAGAACUUUUAUUGUAAAAAUUGUGAAUAUCAUCAGCACCAGUGCUUUGCAUGUGGCAAGCUGGGGUCUUCUGAUAAAGUUAAAGGUGCUGAGGUUAUUAAAUGUUCUUCUGCGGCCUGUGACCGUUUUUAUCAUCCACAUUGUGUUGCAAAGUUACUCUCCCAGGUAGUUAAGCAUGUUGCUGAGGAACUUGAGAGAAAUAUUACUGAUGGGGAUCCUUUUACCUGUCCCCUUCAUUUUUGCGGUGUCUGUAAAGAAUUGGAAAAUAAGAGGGAUCCUGAGUUGCAAUUUGCUGUUUGUAGACGAUGUCCAAAGUCAUAUCAUCGAAAAUGUUUGCCAAGAGAAAUUGCUUUUGGCAACAAAGGUGACGAAGGUAUACAAAGGGCUUGGGAAGGUCUUUUACCAAAUAACCGCAUACUUAUAUAUUGCUUAAAUCAUGAGAUUGAUCAUGAACUUGGGACUCCUGUAAGAGAUCAUAUAAAAUUCCCCAAUUUAAAAGCUACUGUUCAAAAAAUUAAAAAUACUAUUGAGCGGAAGAAACCUGCAUCGAAAGAGAGGGCUAUAUUGAAGAAGAAAAAUGUUGACUUUGAUAAUUCAUCUAGCAAAAGCACUGCUAAGGGAUCUAAAUUGACUGGAAAAGUGUCUUCUGACAAAUUUGAUGGCAAGAAGUCUAAUAAGGUGAUUUCUGCUUCAAAUAUCUCUAGAAAGCCGAAAUUGAAAGAAACAUCAAGAAAGUGUUCAACUGAAAAUAAUAGGCCAAUCUCAAAGAAAUUUGAAAGGCCUGAUUCUGAGAAAAACCAUAACCAGCCUGCACUGGGUGAGAAAUAUGCUCUCAAACCUGUUAGAAAGCUGAGUAUUGAAUUGCCUCCAUUAGAUGCUGAUUCAGAAAAGAGUUUGUUGGCUUUGUUUAAAGAAGCUAGAUCAUCAAUUACAAUGGAGAGUAUCUUAGAAAAACACACAUUUGAUUCUACUCAUACUCAGUCGUUGAAAAAUGUUGUGGAGAAGACCAUUACAAUGGAGAAGCUGGAAGACUCGGUUGAUGCUGUUCGAUCAGCUUUAAGGAAGCUAGAGAACGGGUGCAGCAUUCAGGAUGUAAAAGCUGUUUGUGACCCUGAUGUUCUGAAACAGAUAUUUAUGUGGAAGAUUGUUGAUAAACUUCAUUGGUAUGUUCAGAACGGUGAUAUGAUUGUGGACUUCUGCUGUGGUGCUAAUGAUUUUAGCAUCCUUAUGAAGAAAAAGCUGGAGGAAACUGUGAAGAAAUGCUCAUACAGAAACUAUGAUUUACUUCCUACAAAGAAUGAUUUUAGUUUUGAAAGGAGAGAUUGGAUGACUGUCCAACCAACUGAGUUGCCAACAGGGUCGCAGUUGAUCAUGGGGCUCAGACCACCCUUUGGGCAUAAAGCAGCAUUGGCUAACAAGUUCAUAGAUAAGGCUCUUGAGUUUAAACCAAAGCUCAUAAUUCUUAUUGUACCCCCAGAGACAGAGAGGCUUGAUAAAAAACCAUCACCGUACGAUCUUAUAUGGGAGGAAGAGAAUUUUCUGUCAAGCACGUCAUUUUAUCUGCCUGGAUCAGUUGAAGUAAAUGACACACAAGUGGACCAAACGAAUGAAAGGCCGCUUCUACUCUCUCUUUGGAGCCGUCCUGACUGGACUAUUAAACACAAGAUCAUAGCCCAAGAGCAUGGUCAUGCGUGCAGCCAGAAUAAAGUAUUAGAGACACAAAGUUUUUAUGCUGACAUCAUGCUGGAUGCAAAUUAUGCUGCUGAUGAUCAAGCAUCUAAGAAAGGCCAGCAAAGAAGUUCACAUUGUGGUAAUGCUGACGAAGAGAGUCAAAAGGGACAGCAAUGUAGGACUGGCAAGUCACCAAGGAAGAGAAAACAUAUUGAGGAAAAUAAUAGAAAAAAACUAGGUGCGGUCCCACCAGCCAAAAGGCAGGCUCUAAAUAAAAUUCUUGAGGGAGGAGUCAAUGGAAAAUCCUCAGAUGAAGCUCUUCAGCCCAAAUCUACUUUGGCAUAUCCACGUGUUGAGGUUGCUCAUAAUCCUUCCUGUGGCCCCUUGGGAAGUAAUAAUGAGCAAGAUGUUUCAGAAACAGAGUCAUCUUGUAAGACGAAUAUACCAGUUAUUGGACAAUAUGAACCUCGUCUAUGCGAAUUAAAACUUGUCAAAAGUUCUCUGGCUUCUGAAACUCGUCCAUUAAGUAAAAGUGGACGUAGAAGUAGUAGCGUACCCAAACCUGUAUAUGGUGGCGGGAUGCAUUGUUUUGCUCCUGCUCUUAACUGUGAAUAUGCACGCCAGCAUUCGUGUGGUUGGCUCGAUGAGUAGUUACAACAUGUUAUAUUAUUUUUCUCCUUUAUUUCUUUACAAUCAUGUUGCAUCGUGAUCAAGAAGACAGACAAGUCUCUGAAUUGAUCAGGGUCAACAAUUAAAGUUUUGGCCUUAACUGUAUUUAGGUUAGGAAACACGGGCUAGCAUGUAUUUCUCGACACUUUUUCAUAAUUAGAUUUUUUUUUUGUAAGUCUUCAUCAGAAAUUUAUUAUAACAAUUUCACAUGUUCAUUUUCUUUUCAAUAAGAAUCAAAUUCAGUCCC
Cajanus cajan (pigeon pea) is the source of this 3684-nucleotide messenger RNA. Its product is annotated as protein ENHANCED DOWNY MILDEW 2. The record is from RefSeq and is a predicted model, not a curated record. Lineage: Eukaryota; Viridiplantae; Streptophyta; Magnoliopsida; Fabales; Fabaceae.